CCCGAGUCCAUUGAUUUCUGCCUUUCUGCUCGGUUGUCGAGGCAGCACCUUCCUCCCCUGGCUGGAAGCCCAGCCAGGCAGGAGCAGGCCAGGGAGGCCGGGCUUAAUUUUAAAGCAGUGUCGCCAGUGCUCAUUUGAGCAGUCUCCACGGUAGUCUGGCGCGAGGAAGCCGCUCUGGUCAGCAACAGUUUAGAUGGGGGCUUAUCUGAGUCAACCUGUGACAUCAAAAGCAUCCGCAGAAGGAGGCAAUGGGCAUGUCAAUUAUGGAAGCAGUGCGAUGCAGGGAUGGCGAACAGGAAUGGAGGAUGCGCACUUGACAGUCGUCGACCUUCAAAAGAACACCCAUCUUUUUGGAAUUUUUGAUGGUCAUGGAGGUCACGAGGUUGCCAAGUUUGUCAGCAGGCACCUGCACACAUCGUUGCUGGAGACAGAUGCAUAUGCCAAAGGCGAUCUGUCCCAGGCACUUGUUGAUGCGUUCUUACGCAUGGACGAACUGAUGCUCGAGGAGGACGGUAGAAAAGAGCUGCAAGCUUUGGCAAGAGGAGAAGACCCUGAAGAAGAAGGAAAGAAGAAGAAGUUGAAGCACAAGAGAAGCGCACCCCAACUGGAGCGCUUGGAGUCAACAUCAAGUGGAAGCAACUUGUCUGAUGAAGAGAAGGGGGGUGUAGCAGGGAAGAGAAGCAAUCUGAGUAGCGCACCACAACCAGAUUCUGGAGUAGCCAGAGAGGGCGGACUGGAGGCAUCAGAGGAUGGUACAAGUGGACACGCGGGUGUCAGUGAGAAGGACACAGCGGAAGUUGAUGAAGCUGAUAGUGAGGCUGUAACAGGACCAAGGGAUGGCGAAUGGGAGGGCGCCGAGGAGGCCCAAGCCAAGGGAGGGAAGAAGAAGGGCUUCCUGUCAAAUGCCAUCAAGGGCAUCAGUCAGAAGGUCCUCUCAAACUCGAAGUACAAAGGCCCGGCAGCUGGGUGCACCGCUGUUGUGGCCCUGAUGCAGGGGGACAAUCUUCUCGUAGCUAAUGCAGGGGACUCACGCUGCAUCGUCUCAAGGCGCGGGCAGGCGAUCGAGAUGUCAACGGACCACAAGCCCGACAACCCGGAGGAGAGGGCACGAAUCAUGAACGCGGGGGGUUUCGUGUCAGCUGGCCGUGUAAAUGCUAGUCUCAAUCUGUCACGUGCAAUUGGCGACAUGGAGUAUAAGCAGAACGUCAGCCUGCCCCCCAAGGAGCAGAUAGUCACCGCAUACCCAGAAGUUCGCAGCCUCAAGCUAGAGCAGGGUGACGAGUUUCUUGUGUUGGCUUGCGAUGGCAUCUGGGACGUGAAAACAAACCAGCAGGUUGUAGACUUCGUGAAAGAGAGACUUCAACAGAACAAGCCGCUUCCGCGGAUAGUGGAGGAGCUUUUUGAUAAUUGCAUUGCCCCCAACACGUCUGGCACCGGUCUAGGUUGUGACAACAUGAGUGCAGUCGUGGUUACAUUACCCUCCGACCUGAGCAAGUUAACCGGAGAGUCAGCGACAAAGUGAAGCUUGCGCAUCUUAGUUUAAUGUGACGUUUAAAAUCUGGACUGUACAGAGUCGAGCUGUCAAACGUGCCUUGUUAAACCAAGCGAACUUCUCAAGCCUAUCUUAUGUCAAGAAAGAGGCCACGGCAGCUUGUGUAAGCAGGCAAAAUAGGGAAGGGAGUGACUCAGUGAUGCCAGGGGCUCCUUAGCAUUGGAUCUUAGAUUCUGAAAAGUGUUCACGCAAUAUUCACAUCUGGCUGCCAUUCUGAAAACCAUAGAAGACGUGUAUUCGGUGCCAGCAACGAGCAACAAGUCUGCUGUACGUAGAGGAUUGUCAUCAUGCAGUGCGCAUUGGCAGCUUCCUCGAACCUGAAAGAAUUUGCAUUUGGGCCUGGGAAUUCAAC
Molecule: messenger RNA, 1904 nt
Organism: Klebsormidium nitens
Lineage: Eukaryota; Viridiplantae; Streptophyta; Klebsormidiophyceae; Klebsormidiales; Klebsormidiaceae
Source: the annotation of a GenBank genome assembly